AUGAGCCGACCCGUGGCCCGUUUCCUCUCCUCCACCUCCAAAGCCCGCGGCGUCUGGAGCGAAUACGCGGCCCGUCCCUCGUCGCUUCAACUCGUGGACAAAACCGCCCGCAAUGAGCUCUUUGAAGGCUUCUCUGCCUCUGGACCAUCCUCCAUGAAAUCCAACAACAAACACAACUACACAUCGCCCGAGCUUCUCGACGACACCUUCAAGUCUGCGUACGAGAUUUUGGAGCAGGAUGCAGCUCGUCAGUACAAGUUCAUCGAGCAGAACAAGGACAAGUUGAGCGCCAAACAGCUCGAAAAAGCCAUGGUCAAGACGGAACAAUAUAAUCCCGAGGUCAUGUACAACACGCGCGAGUUCGCUGACUGUUUGGACCGUUCUGUGCCCGUGUACAGAAAGUUCUUGAAGGAGAAGUGGGAGUCCUAUGGUCAGAUGAUCACCAUGCAGAGAUUGGAACAGUUGCACGUUAUUCCCGACACAUUGCCCACUUUGGCGCCCGAGACCGAGGUCAACGUGAAGUUCGGCCACAAUGACGAGGCCGAGUUUGCAGACUGGGUGGUUCCAGGAACGAGGUUGCCAGCCUUUGCCGUGUCCAAGCCUCCUACCAUCGAGAUCCAGGAGUUCGAGCCUGUUGAAAAUGGCACGGGCCUUUAUACUGUCUUGGUUGUCAACCCAGACGUUCCUGAUUUGUCCUGCAAUGGGUACUCUACUGCCUUGCACUAUGCCUUGGUCAAUGUUCCGCUCGACUUCGUCAACAAUACCAUCACACCGCUUUCGCUCGUGGAGCAUCCCGAGCGUGUGCUUAAGCCAUAUAUGCCAUUGCUUCCUGAGAAGAACGUUCCUACGCAGAGAGCAUGUCUCUGGGUAUUCAGACAGGGCCACGAAUUGAAGGACGUGGGCGUCAGCGAGUCCCAGUUCGACAUCCGUGCCUUUGCCGAAGAAAACCAAUUGCAUGCCGUAGGCGCCCAUGUGUGGAGACAGGAUUACGACAGAUCCACCAACAGUGUUCGUGCCGAGUAUGGGUUGGAAAAGGGAAGAGUGUUCGACCAGAUCCGCAACGCCGAGCCUUUAUUGUAA
Australozyma saopauloensis is the source of this 1080-nucleotide messenger RNA. Its product is annotated as mitochondrial 54S ribosomal protein mL38. The transcript has a single exon. The record is from RefSeq and is a predicted model, not a curated record. NCBI's taxonomy places the organism in Eukaryota, Fungi, Ascomycota, Pichiomycetes, Serinales, Metschnikowiaceae. The coding region runs from base 1 to 1080 and encodes 359 amino acids.